Molecule: messenger RNA, 2529 nt
Organism: Didymodactylos carnosus
Lineage: Eukaryota; Metazoa; Rotifera; Eurotatoria; Philodinida; Philodinidae
Source: the annotation of a GenBank genome assembly
AUGUCUGAUCAUAAUCCAUUUGACGAUCCACUGAUUAGCAAUAAUUUAGUUUCAUUUGAUUCACAGCCUCAAUCUAAUCACUCACCAGUCACAACGCCAAGUAAACAACAGCCACCACAACCUCAGACAAAUGGUAAUGGGACACCAACUGAUGCUUAUCAUAAUCGUUCUAUAAAUGAUGCCGAUCCAUUUGGUGGCGUUGACGAUGUGUUUUCAACAACAUUAAAACAACAACAAAAUGGUACCAGUGAACAUAAUACAGAUUUAUUAGACUCAAAUCUAUUCAAUAAUCAUAAUAAUAAUAAUAACAAUAAUAAUAAUCAUCAUCAUGAAGAAAAUGAUUUAUUAUCACCAACAAAAACGAAUGGUGAACAACAACAACAACAACAACAACAACAACAUUUUAAUGACGAGGACUUAUUUACAACAGUAAACAAUACAAGUAUUCCAUCGCCAACAAAACCAGUUAGUGAAUAUGCACACGAAUAUAAUAAAAAUUCAUUAUUACUGGAUUUUGAUCCGAAUAAUGGAGAAGCUCCUGUCGAACCAUUAUAUCACGAUCAAACACCAUCGCCCAAUGAUUUACCAAAACCACUUGUUGAUUCUCCUAAACAUUCGUCACCUAUUGUUGAAACAGCAAAUAAUAAUAAUACGCUACUUGAUUUUACUACUCCGCCUUCGAAUGUUAACAAUCCUCCACCUCAACCGGUUCCAGAGGAGCAAAAGGACACUGUUUUAACACAAUCACACGAAAAACAUGUAAAUGAACACGUGGAACAUUUAAAUAUAAUAAGUUUUACAAAUCCAAUAUUCGAUUUACAACAACAAGAACGACAGGAAGAUAACGAUAAGACUACUGUCGAUGAAAAUAAUUUGGAGAAAAAAGAUGAUCAGCAAUCGUAUGAAGAAUUAUCGAAUGAAUUGAAUGAAACUGCUCAAGAAAUAGCGACAAAAAUCGACCUUAUUUCAACGCCACCACCACAAACACAUCCUCCUAAUCAUUUAGAUUUUGGUAGUCAAGAACAACAAUCACAACAAGAUCAAAUUAAUACACCAUCGACCGUUGAGGAAAAUGAAAAUUAUAAAAAGGUUGAAAAAGAACCGGUUUCUACUCCCAAAGAACAGCAAAAAUCUUCGCCAACAUCAGAAACGUCUCAACAAGAGCAACAAAAACAACAGACAACAGUAACAGCUAAAAAACCGGCUGCGACUAGUGCCGUGAAACAAACGUCAAGUGCUAGUAAAACACCGUCAGCAUCAAAAAUAUCUUCAGUUAGAAGCGCAGAUCCAAAACCACCAUCGGCAAAAAGUACAGAUGCAAAACCACUAUCAGCAAAGAGCAGCGAUGCGAAAAGUGAUACAAAAGUAACGACCAAAAAGCCGACAGUGUCUUCGUCAACAACAGCGAAACCCAAAACGCCAUCAACAGCUGAUUCAGCAAGUGCUAGUGCAACACAAUCAAAGCCGACGCGUGAUCCUGUAACAACGAAACCGGUGGCUUCAAAACCAUCUCAGCCUCGUCCUACAACUGUCCCAACGACUGCACGUGUUCCAUCAGCAAAAACGUCUCCUAAACAACCAACUCCAAAAGAUGAUUCACAUUCGACAUCGGCGGCCGGUGAUGAAAUUUUAUCUACGGCACCAUCUGCCACUGGUAGCACUAGCACUAGCACAACUACUACUUCUAAACCGCGACCUCCACCAGCACAGCACUCUACCAAAGCUCCAACAAAAACGGCUUCUAGUGGGGCUUCUACAUUAACUCACACAACAGGCGCUUCUUCUACUCGUAGCACAACGGCCAAGCCGAAUGUAUCAUCAUCAACUACAACACCCAAGCCGAAUGUAUCAUCAUCAACAACGACAACCAAGCCGAAUGUAUCAUCAUCAACAGCCGCAGCCAAACCAAAUGUACUAUCAUCAACAACGACAGCCAAGCCAAAUGUAUCAUCAUCAACAACGGUGGCACCAACAAAUACCGAUCGAACAAUCUCUCAGAGUCGAACGCAUCAACGCCCUGCAACAGCUACUAAUACAGCAACAAGCCUAUCUUCUUCAACAAAACCUUCAACAAGCGCUAGUAGACCAGCAACAGCAGAUGCAGCUUCGAAGAAUGCAGCUAGUAACGAUACAACGAUAACAAAUAAGAAACCUGAAUGGAAUGCAGCAUCAAAAGUUGGCUCAUUGAAUAAUACAACACAUAAACCAGGCGGCGGAAGUGUCAAGAUUCCUAGUACAAAAUUACAAUGGACAGCUAAAUCAAAGGUUGGCUCGCUCGAUAAUGCUCAUCAUAAAGCUGGCGGUGGAACAGUCAAAAUUGAAAGUAAAAAAUUAGAUUUUAAAGAUAAAGCAAAACCAAAAACAAAUACUGGUAUAGCGCAUAAUACUGAACAAGAUGGAGCAAAUAAUAGUGGUGAAGCAAGUGCAACAGCAACUGGUGGUGAACAACAACAAGGUGAUGAUAUACAUAAUGAUGAAGUAUUCGAAUCCCAACAACAAAACGACGGUGACAAUAAUAAAAAGGAAUAA